This is a messenger RNA of Solanum lycopersicum (tomato), 1440 nucleotides long. RefSeq lists its product as uncharacterized. Gene Ontology annotation, molecular function: zinc ion binding. Lineage: Eukaryota; Viridiplantae; Streptophyta; Magnoliopsida; Solanales; Solanaceae. The record is from RefSeq and is a predicted model, not a curated record.
AUGAUACAACCCAAGUUAGUUGAUCAUAAAAGGAAGUUGACGCCGAAGGAUAUACAACAAGAUGUCAGCUUAGCUCUUGGAGUAAAUGUAUCAUACUCAGUGGCGUGGAAUGCUAAAGAAAAGGCUUUAGUUUCUUUAAGGGGUACCCCGUCUGGUUCUUAUGGUAAACUUGCGAGCUACUUAUACGUAUUGGACGCUACCUACCCUGGAUCUCAUAUAAGGAUGAAGAAAACCGAUGAAAAUCAAUUUCUUUAUCUUUUUAUUUCGCUCUUCCCGUUCAUAAAAGGUUUUGAGUUUUGUAAACCAAUUGUCGUAGUUGAUGGCAGCCACCUCAGGGGUACUUACAAUGGAGUAUUUGUUUCUGCAAGUACUGUUGAUGGAGCAGGAAAUAUAUUGCCGCUAGCAUAUGGAAUUAUUGAUCCUGAAAAUGAUGCAUCCUGGACUUGGUUUUUUGAACAGUUUAGAGAAGCGCAUGGCGUUAAAUAUAACAUGUGCGUUGUGUCUGAUCGAAACGAAAGUAUUAUAAAGGCAGUUUCGAGGGUAUUUGAUGGAGUUCCUCAUUAUGCCUGUAUUUGGCAUUUGUGGAAAAAUGUCAAAACACUAUUUAAAAGGUCGCACAACCGUCUGUCGGAAGUUUUUUAUGGGAUGGCAAAGGCAUACAAACAAUCUGAAUUUGAUGAACUGAUGGACAAGGUUGAACAAGUUGAUGUUCGUGUAAAAAAUUACUUGGAAUCAGCAGGUUAUGAAAAAUGGGCUUGGGUAUAUGCAAUAGUUGAUCGAGGAAUGGUUAUGACAUCAAACAUAGCUGAGUGCAUAAAUGCUUGUCUAUUUGAAGCAAGGGAAUUACCGGUAUAUGAUUUUCUUGAGGAAGUAAGACAGAUGUUUGCAAGAUGGAAUGUGAAAAAUCAUACGUCUGCUUCGCAUACAUUCACCACACUUUGUGGUAGACCACAAGAGAUGCUUGUUGCUAAUGAAGAAGCAUCAUUACGUAUGAAGGUUGUGCCGUCAAAUAACUAUGUGUUUAGUGUUCAUCACGAAGGUAGAACCAACAUUGUUUGUUUGGAAAAUAAAACGUGUACUUGCAAGAGGUUUCAAAUAGAUGAAAUACCAUGUUCGCAUGCUUGGGCUGUUUUAAAGAAGAAACAUUUUGAUGUUGGGCCUUAUUGUUCCGACGUGUACAAGCCAAGUAACUUGUUGAAUACAUACAGCAUUUCAAUUCGUCCGUUACCUGAUCAAAACGAGUGGAAUGUACCUGGAUAUAUUAAGGACCAGAUAGUGCAGCCUCCAAAUCACAAAAAGCUCCCUGGAAGGCCAUCCAAAAAGUAUCGUGACAAGACGUAUAGCGAGCUAUAUGGUAAGAAGAGAAAGAAUUCUUGCAGUACGUGUGGGUUUAAAGGGCACAAUAGGCGUUCAUGUAGGAAUGGACCGCGUAUUGUAUAG